GUUCAUCAUUCUGUGGCAAAGUCUUGCCAUAGAUAAAAAAAGUUCAUAUUCUUCUUCUUUUACUUCUGUUGGUCAAUAUUGCUAGGAUCAUUCGGCCAAAUAAUAAUUUUUUUUUUUUUAAAUUUUGCGAAAGAGGAACUGUCUAUUUCGUCAUCUUAACCUAUUUACCAGAACCUGCCGAAUGAUCGAUGCAAAUUAAUUUCACUGAAUAAAACCAAACUUUAAACUAAAAUGGAACAGUUGUUUCUAUUUCCGUUUGCUGUUUUAGAGGUGCCGUCAAUAAAAUUAAAAAAACCCACAUGGUUGAAACCACCCUCUGCCAUGCUUAUGUUUUCAGUUGUUCUCCUGUCAUAUUUUUUGGUAACUGGUGGUAUUAUAUAUGACGUAAUAGUGGAACCACCCAGUGUUGGAUCCACAACUGAUGAACAUGGACAUUCUAGACCAGUAGCAUUCAUGCCAUAUCGGGUUAAUGGUCAAUACAUUAUGGAAGGUCUGGCAUCUAGCUUUUUGUUCUCAAUGGGGGGACUUGGAUUUAUCAUUUUGGAUAAUGUCCAUAGCCCAACAACGCCAAAACUAAAUAGAGUUAUGAUGACAGCUGUUGGAAUUAUUUGUAUUUUAAUAUCAUUUUUCACAACUUGGAUUUUCAUGAGAAUGAAGUUGCCCGGAUAUCUUCAAACAUAAUUGUAAAAUUUGCUCUCUGUGUGUAGCAUUAUAUGGUAUUUUUAAA
This is a messenger RNA of Cylas formicarius (sweet potato weevil), 727 nucleotides long. Its product is annotated as putative oligosaccharyltransferase complex subunit CG9662. NCBI's taxonomy places the organism in Eukaryota, Metazoa, Arthropoda, Insecta, Coleoptera, Brentidae. Bases 232 to 681 code for a protein of 149 amino acids. The transcript has 3 exons. The record is from RefSeq and is a predicted model, not a curated record. Gene Ontology annotation, cellular component: oligosaccharyltransferase complex.